Molecule: messenger RNA, 7799 nt
Organism: Monodelphis domestica (gray short-tailed opossum)
Lineage: Eukaryota; Metazoa; Chordata; Mammalia; Didelphimorphia; Didelphidae
Gene: TRPC3
Product: transient receptor potential cation channel subfamily C member 3
Biological process (GO): regulation of cytosolic calcium ion concentration; calcium ion transmembrane transport; single fertilization
Cellular component (GO): plasma membrane; cation channel complex
Molecular function (GO): store-operated calcium channel activity; protein binding; inositol 1,4,5 trisphosphate binding
Source: RefSeq, a predicted model, not a curated record
UAGGUAGUUCAGUGUUGCUGGGUCUGGAUUCAGAAGACUCAUCGGGCCUGAGACACUCGGCAGCGGUGUGACCUCCUGUCACUUAACCCUGUUUGUCUAAGUUUCCUCAUCUUUAAAACGAACUAGAGAAGUGAUAAUCCACUGCAGACUCUUUUCCCGAAGGGGGUCUUGAAGAGUUAGAUCUACUGAGUAUUUCUGCAGCAUGCUUCAGGGUUAGGAGAAGUUGCCGCCCCGCUACCCAAAGCUGGGCUUCCAAUGAGUUCAAAGGGGGGGGGGGGGAACAUUUGUUGACUCAAGUUGGAAAGUCGGCGAAGGGGAAGGCAGGAUCUGAGAAAAAGAAAGCGCUUUCCCUUCCAAAGGAAGCCGGAAUCUUCUUCUACAUAGAUGCAACGCGGAGGGCUGCGGCCGGCCGGGAUGGUUCCAGGGGAUCCUCUUGGUCUCUCCUCUUGCGGGUCUGAGUAUACGGCCUCCUGCCUCCCUCCUUUUUUCCCUCCUUCCCUUCCUCCCUCUCUCCCUCCAUCGCUCCUCAAGUCCUCCUGGUCUUGAUCUAAGGCAAAGGGACCGUCGGUUCUCCGGCCGCUCCUUCCAGCUCCUUUCCGCCCCGCCCCAACCCACCUCGCUCCCAUCCCCGUUCCCGUCCCUUCCCCCAUCUCCCGCCCGCCCCGCCUCUGCCCCCCCCCCCCGCCCCACCCGAGGGCUGCUGUCCUCGCGGGCGAUGUGGGGCUACGAGACAAGAGGCGAGGGCUGAGGAGGGAGGGCUUACUGCGCUGCCCACAGGGACCCUGCCGCCGCCGCCGGGGGCGCACAUCUGGCCGCAGCAGCUGGCAGCCGGGCAGGUUGGAUGGUGCGGCCGCAGCAGCGGCGGCGGCGCAGGCUGGCCUCGGGCCGAGCUUUCCGUCCCCUCCAGCAGCUCAGUCCCGGGCCCUGCCCUGCGGGGGCCGCCUCCCCGGCAGCGGGCAGCGCGGGCCGAAGGGGCGGGGGCCGGGGCGGAGCAAGGCGUUGGCCCGGGCUCCCCCUCUCUGAGCUGAGCCCCAGCCCGAGCCCGGGCCGGCCGCCCGGCCCUCCGCGAUGUCCACUAAGGGCAGGAAGUGGAAGGAGCCGGCCAGGGGGAAAGUGACCUUCCCGCCUUCGGAGGACGAGGAGGAGCAGCUCCAGCAGCAGCAGCAGCGCGGCGGCCGCUGGGGCUGGAGGGGCAUCAAUGGGGGGCUGGAACUGCUGCCCCCGCCCAGCUCCGGGGAGGCCCCCGCCGAGCCCCUUGCCGGAGAGCUGCCUCGAUCUCCGCUGGGCUUCAGCCUGUCUGUGGAACGGAGCCCGACGACGACCAAGUGGCUGGCCAUGAGGGAGAAGGGCCGGCGGCAGGCAGUGCGGGGCCCGGCGUUCAUGUUCAACGCCCGCGGGCCGAGCCUGACGGCGGAAGAGGAGCGCUUCCUGGACGCGGCCGAGUACGGCAACAUCCCGGUGGUGCGCAAAAUGCUGGACGAGUCUGAGACUCUGAACGUGAACUGCGUGGACUACAUGGGCCAGAACGCGCUGCAGCUGGCCGUGGGCAACGAGCACCUGGAGGUCACCGAGCUGCUGCUCAAGAAGGACAACCUGAGCCGCAUCGGCGACGCGCUGCUGCUGGCCAUCAGCAAGGGCUACGUGCGCAUCGUCGAGGCACUGCUCAGUCACCCGGGCUUCGCGGCCGGCCGCCGCCUGACGCUGAGCCCCGGCGAGCAGGAGCUGCGCGACGACGACUUCUACGCGUACGACGAGGACGGCACGCGCUUCUCCCCUGACAUCACACCCGUCAUCCUGGCGGCACACUGCCAGAAGUACGAGGUGGUGCACAUGCUGCUCACUAAGGGCGCCCGCAUCGAGCGGCCUCACGACUACUUCUGCAAGUGCCCGGACUGUGCCGACAAGCAGAGGCGCGACUCCUUCAGCCACUCGCGUUCGCGCAUCAACGCCUACCGCGGCCUGGCCAGCCCCGCCUACCUGUCCCUAGCCAGCGAGGACCCUGUGCUCACGGCGCUCGAGCUCAGCAACGAGCUCGCCAAGCUGGCUAACAUCGAGAAGGAGUUCAAGAAUGAUUAUCGGAAGCUCUCCAUGCAAUGCAAAGACUUCGUGGUGGGUGUGCUAGACCUUUGCCGAGACUCUGAAGAGGUUGAGGCCAUCCUCAAUGGAGAUGUGGAUUCUGUGGAACCGGUAGUCGGACAGCACCAUAGAGCAUCCCUGAGUCGGGUAAAGCUAGCUAUCAAGUAUGAAGUAAAAAAGUUUGUGGCUCAUCCCAACUGUCAGCAGCAGCUUUUAACUAUCUGGUACGAGAACCUCUCAGGAUUACGGGAACAGGCCAUUGCUAUCAAGUGUUUGGUGGUGCUGGUCGUGGCCUUGGGACUCCCAUUCCUGGCUAUUGGCUACUGGAUUGCCCCAUGUAGCAGGCUUGGGAAAAUCCUGCGCAGCCCAUUCAUGAAAUUUGUGGCCCACGCUGCCUCCUUCAUCAUUUUCCUCUGCCUGCUGGUGUUUAACGCCUCUGACAGGUUUGAGGGCAUCACCACGCUCCCAAACAUCACCGUCAUUGAUUAUCCAAAGCAGAUCUUCAGGGUGAAAACAACCCAGUUCACCUGGACCGAGAUGUUAAUCAUGGUCUGGGUUCUCGGGAUGAUGUGGUCGGAAUGUAAGGAGCUGUGGCUUGAAGGGCCGAGGGAGUACAUUUUACAGCUGUGGAAUGUACUGGACUUUGGAAUGCUUUCCAUCUUCAUCGCAGCAUUCACCGCCCGGUUUCUAGCCUUUCUUCAGGCCACCAAGGCACAGCAGUAUGUGGACAGAAAUAUCGAAGAAAGUGACCUCAGCGAAGUCACUCUUCCUCCAGAGAUCCAGUAUUUCACUUACGCUAGAGAUAAAUGGCUCCCCUCUGAUCCUCAGAUCAUCUCGGAAGGCCUCUAUGCAAUAGCGGUUGUGCUCAGCUUCUCCCGGAUCGCCUACAUCCUGCCAGCCAAUGAGAGCUUCGGCCCCUUGCAGAUUUCUCUUGGGAGGACUGUGAAGGACAUCUUCAAGUUCAUGGUCCUCUUCAUUAUGGUGUUCCUGGCAUUUAUGAUUGGGAUGUUCAUACUGUAUUCCUACUACCUGGGGGCCAAAGUCAACUCUGCUUUUACCACAGUAGAAGAAAGCUUCAAGACCUUGUUUUGGUCCAUAUUUGGAUUGUCCGAAGUAACAUCCGUGGUGCUGAAAUAUGAUCACAAGUUCAUCGAAAACAUCGGCUAUGUUCUUUAUGGAAUAUACAAUGUCACCAUGGUCGUGGUCCUCUUGAACAUGCUCAUUGCCAUGAUUAAUAGCUCCUACCAAGAAAUCGAGGAUGACAGUGAUGUUGAAUGGAAGUUUGCUCGAUCAAAACUUUGGUUAUCUUACUUUGAUGAUGGGAAAACCUUGCCCCCACCCUUCAGCCUUGUGCCCAGUCCCAAGUCCUUUAUUUAUCUCAUCAUGCGGAUUGUUAAUUUUUCCAAGUGCAGGAGGAGAAGACUGCAGAAGGAUAUAGAAAUGGGAAUGGGUAACUCCAAGUCCAGGUUAAACCUCUUCACUCAGUCUAACUCCAGAGUUUUUGAAUCACACAGUUUUAACAGCAUUCUCAAUCAGCCAACACGCUAUCAGCAAAUCAUGAAAAGGCUCAUCAAACGGUAUGUGCUGAAAGCCCAGGUAGACAAAGAGAACGAUGAAGUCAAUGAAGGUGAAUUGAAAGAAAUCAAACAGGACAUUUCAAGCCUGCGCUAUGAACUUUUGGAAGACAAGUCCCAAGCAACAGAGGAGUUAGCGGUUCUAAUCCAUAAACUCACAGAGAAACUAAAUCCCAGCAUGCUGAGAUGUGAAUGACUCAAGGAAGCACCUGGAAGUCUGUUAUUGACUAUAGCACAAACAUGGGCAAUAAUAUUUCUAACAGAUACUUGGGGGGAAAGACUUUGUCGAUUUUUAGUAUUAACUGCCUUUAUUAUGUGAAUCUUUCCUUGAAAACCAAGAUUUCAAGAUUUGACUAGUUUAGUCCAUCAGCAAAAUGAUCAUAUUUUAAUUGUCUGCACUGAUAUUUUUACAUUUUUUAAAAAAUAAUAUGCCAUCAUACAGAAAAGGCCAGUUGUAGAGAGCUGAUCAGGAGACUGACCUAGUUGGAUGAAGAUACAGAACAGUACGCCUUGGUUUGAGAUUUUGGUUGUUAUCCCCCUUGAGAAGGUGUAGACUCUUUGUCUUCCAUUGUGUGACAGUGUGGAACCAGAGGACUUGGAGUUGAAUCUUGACUCCACCAUUUACUACAAUUGUGACCUUGGACAACUCAUGUUUCCUCUCUGUUUCUUCAUCUGUAAAACGAAGGAGUUAGACUAGAUGACCUCUAAGGUCCCUUCCACUUAAAAAACCCCCAAAACUAUGGUCCUCAAACUCUGAUGACUUCAUUGAGAAUGUUGAGAACAUCUUUAAGUCAUUAGAGCCCUCUGAUGAAGAAUGAUUCGGUGUUCAUGGAUAUAAUUUGAUCGAUUCAGAGUAUGAAUCCAAGCUGCCCCUUUGUGCCAGGCACCAAGGGAGCACCUAGCCUUGGUGAGAUCCUCAGAUGGAUCCAGAGAGAGUCUAAACUGGGAAAAUGAAAGCAGACCAUAAACCCUGGAUAGGAGGGGGAGCCUGGUGCUUAAUACCCCAAGGACCACCCACCCCUAAAGCCAAUCCUUAUUCUUCACACUCUCUGAAUUGACAUGGAAGCUCAAGAGAUGCCCUCAGCCUCCUUGUGGGCAUUAAUUAAUGGGCAUGUUAGCACUCAGAAGGGAAGCACAAAAGCCCAAACCAAGGCUUACCUCCCUCUAACUGCUUCCAGUUGAUCAGCCUCUCCUAAACAAAUGUCUGUUCCAUUAAGCCAUUGUGAAUAAUUUUCCAUUUUUUUCCAACAUACCUUUCAGCAUUCCGACAGAAAAAGAAAUAGCCCAAACCACACAUUCCUGUGCAGCAAGUGGUCCAAAAAAGAUUCCUUUGGAGAAUUGUUGAAGAAUAUAGGGCUCAGGGAGAACUGCUGAGAUGAUUUUGUUCUGAGAUUCUCAAUGUUGCCUUCAAGCCCAGGGUCAGGAGCUUGAUGACAAGAAGUGGAGUUGUGCUGUCCAAAGCGAUGAACAUUACUGUGUACUUUAUUUCUAUUUCUAUAUAUAUAUAUAUAUAUAUAUGGAAGUGUGUGUGUGUGUGUGUGUAUGUAUAUAUAUACAUGUUGUAAAUUGUGUCCUUUUGGUCUUAGCUCCCGUCCACCUUUCUCAAGGCAAUUUGAAUUUAGUCCCAAGUGCAUUUUCAUGGGGCAGACACUUUAUUUGAAAUUCUCUGCCAGGCUGAUGACUUUACCGUAGGCUUCUUGUUGCUGCCUCGGAGGCUGAGCAGCCCAAUGUAAUAUAUACACUUAGCAGACUUUGAGUUUUGUGAGUGUAUUUUAUAUGCAAAGAAAUCAUGCACUAAAAAUGAACAGCAAUAAAAGAAAAGCCCAGAGUGCUGUGCAGCUGUAGCUAGAUGCUAGAUACUGCUAGAUACUUCUGGGGCCAGCAGAUAUUGCCAAGGAGGGCAGAAUUUGGCUGAGGAGGACUCCCCCCGCCCCCAUCAAAAAGAGAUAGAUCUUAAUCUCCCAGACCACACUUACCUCUUGUCCAUUGGUCUUGGCUACAGGGAUUACCUUUCAAGUGGCCCAAUGGCCAUCCCUCUUUUUCCUUCCUCAUCUCUGGAAUCACAUUGGACAGGAAGGUAGAAAUUGCCUAAUUUGUCUUUGUUCAAAGCUCAAGAGUUUGAAGAAAUAAAAUCUCAAUUUUAGCCCAGAGCAAUGCCCCAUAGCAUCAGGCCUGUUAUCAGGAAGAUCUGAGUUCAAAUACAGCCUCAGACACUAACUGUGUGAUCUUGGAAUAAUUUGACCCUGUUUGCCUCCAUUUCCCCGUCUGUCAAAUGAAGUGCAGAAGAACUUGGCAAAACUCUAGUAACUUUGCCAAAAAACAAAACAAACAAAAAAACAAAAAAACUCCAAGGAGAGUUGGACUGACUGAAAAUGACUAAACAACAACAGAUGGCCCACAGGUUCAUUUGUCUGUAUUCCAUGUUUUCUGUGGGAGUUUAUUAAUGUGGAUUGUUAAGAAAAUAAAAACAAAAGCUCUGAGCCUCCAGACCACAAUGACUUCUAGUUGUCAGGUUAAAGAUGACGUGUUAAAAAAAGUUGAUGUGCUAAAAUCUUUAUGUUUAAAUAGUCCCUGCAGUCCUCCCAGUCAUUGUUCCUAAAGACAAAGGCAGUUUAGAAAUUGUGUCUUAAUCUAAGAGAAACAAAAUCUAAAAUGGUAAUAAAGGAAUACAGAAUAGUUUAACAAGAGGAAAGUGAGAUUUAGGACUUAAACCUUCACCCUGUCAGACAGAAAAGGAGGAGAAAAAAAGAGAAUAAUUCGUCAGCAACUUGCGUUUCCUUAGGAAAGACCAGUCUCAUCCUCCCCAGAAGGAUCUUUCUGAAAACAGCCAAGAUGUAAGCAAAAGGUUCCAGGAUCUUAAUGUUUAUAAAUCAGUCCUCACAUCCUGUUGUUAUUGCUGUCCCUAACAGAAGCAGUUGAGUAUUUCUGUGCCAAUCCUGUCUCUUCCCAAAUAAAACAGGGAAAGCUGUCUCUGAAACACUGAACUACAUCUCCCAAGGGGCCCUCUGAAUGUUCAGUUAUAUUUGUCCAGGGAUCAUUGACAGUUCUGUAUGAAGAGAAUAUUUGUGUCAAUCACAGCAAACACCUGCUAGGAUAUUUUCAUCUUCCCAAAGCACUCUAGUCCUUUUUAUCUCCUUUUUUUUUGGUUUUGGUUUAUACCUGCAAUUUAAUCUCUGCAGGGAACUUUCUAGUGUGUGAGAAGCUGGACUGGAAUCCAGGUCUCUUCAACUCCAAGGUUGGCUCUUUACCUACUAUAUCACUCUGCCUCUUCAACUAUAGAAAUAAUCUAGAAACUGGUAUAAUUGUAUUUGAAGUCUAUCAGAAUAGGUUUGGAUACUCCUACAAUGUUUCAAACUCCAAAUAUUGGAAGGCUUCAUGAGAAAGAGAUUUUACUUCUAUUUACCACAAGAGAAGAAAUUGUGAGGGCAAAGGAGUGGAGAGUGGAGUUGCCAGGAGGUGAAUUUGGGUCUGGUGUCCUAACAUUCUGACGUGUCUCAGUGUGGAGUGGGCUGUCUCAGAAAGCAGUGGGCUCUACCUCUACUCACUGGAGAUCUUCAAGCAAAGGUGGAGCAACCACAUAUGGGGUAUGUUGGAAAGGAUAUUCUUCUCCAGACAGAUCAGAUACCCUUUGAGGUUCCUCUAAUUCUGUGAUUCUGGCAUUCUAUAAAGAAAUGGGCUUUGGGCCAAAAAGGCAUCCUAGCACAAAGAUUUGUAUUUGCAAAAUGUUUACUGAAUCACCAAAGAAUGGGGAAAAUUUCAAAAGGACUUCUGCCAGCCACUUUAAAUUAUUUAGAGAUUUAUACGUUGGAUCAUUAGUUCCCCCACUACAAGCUGUUCCCAUAGCACUCUCCUAGGAAUAUAAAUUGUAAUUAUUUUCUUCCUGCAUUUGGGUGAAAGAACCUGGAUGGCAGAGCCAAAUACAACUUCCCAGAUUCAGUGAUAUCAGCUAGCAUAUCCUGGAGAUGCUCAUAACGUUUCAAGGGAUAUAUUUUAUUGUUUCUACCUGGAGAAGUUUGUUUCUGUUGCCAUUGGGCGGGGGGGAAAUGAAAUCCUCUUUGUGCUCUACAAGUAGUUUUCCAAAUUUCACAUGUAUUACACAGUUGAGUAUUUGAUGUGAAGCCUCAGAUCUCAAUAAAUGACUGAAUAUUU